Molecule: messenger RNA, 1324 nt
Organism: Leishmania braziliensis MHOM/BR/75/M2904
Lineage: Eukaryota; Euglenozoa; Kinetoplastea; Trypanosomatida; Trypanosomatidae
Exons: 1
Source: RefSeq, a predicted model, not a curated record
AUGCCCUUGUGCACUUUAUCGGCACACCCAUGUAGGCGGCGACCGACUCAGCUGGGCUGUGCAGGCCCUCUGCAGCGUAGUUUCUGCACGUUCACAGGCGUGCGGCAGCAACGAUCAUCAGCUUCACCACGAGGCUGUCGACACUCGAAGGCCAACGGUGCUGACACAGUAGCUGCAUUUUCGAAACAAAACCUCCUGUCACCAUUCGGACAUGCUCUACAGGGCUCAUCACGAGGUCCACAAGGCCUUUUUGCGGAGCCGCUCGACGCGUGGCUUUCCGUACUCGCGGACUCCGUUCCCUUUCACAACGACUGCCUCGUAAUUUGCCCGUCCACGGCAUCAAAGGCGCAGGUUCGGUGCAUCUGGGACCGCUGUCGACCACACAUUCCCGGUGCUCACAUCGGCACCCUGAUUCCACGCAAGUACAAGGCAGGCAGGGCAAUCACUGCGAACGCUGCCCAAACUCGGCUGUCGCCGCCGGGCAGCACCUCCGCAGGCCACCCGCUCGGUGUAGAACCAUCGAUGUCGACGGCGGCUGUGUCAUCCGUGCCGUGUAGCAGUGGUGGGGACUAUCUUACGAGCGCCUCUACAGCUCGGAUGCCUUCCCUGUAUUCCCCGCUCGAGCACGUUGCUCCGAGCUCUCUGGACCUUAUUGUGCUGGCCAGUAACGUGUUUGCCCGUGAGAUGCUUUUCGACGCCCCGUGGCACUUAUCCCUCGCGCACCGCACUCUGCGCCCGCACGGAGUCGUUGCCAUCCUCGGCCACGUCGCAGAGGCGGAGGUCGCUGCGCCGGAGUGGGCGGCGACAGAUACGAGCGAUUACAUCAAUAGUACACACCAGGAUGCGCGAGAAACACUGCAGCUGAGUGCCAUCACCGCUGCCAGAGGAUUAACCACCGAUGACAACUACGCGUGCCAUCUGCGUCGCGCUGUCGAGGUACAUGAGACACUGCGCUGCGGCCAUGCUGAUGUCUUUUUCCCUUUCCCUAGUGUACGCCGUCGCUGGUUUACAUCUGAGUACGCUCUUCAACCCGCCCAACUGGCGGCUCACUACCGCGCAGCCCCGCUGUAUCAAUCUCUCUACGGGCCGACGGGAUCCUUGUGGUGGAAUAAGAUGCGGUUCAAGGCAGACGCGCUACAGCGGCAGCGAAAGGAUGCUCUGCCGGCAGAUGGCAAUCAAGAGGAUUUUUUUGUCGAUGUUACAGGAACCCCCCUGGAUGGAGCUGCUAGCCUGGGCCAGGGUACCGAAAGUCCUCUGGAGGACCUUGUUGCAGCGUGGUCUCCGCUCGGCGUGCGGCGUCGCCGCGGUGUGGAAGAUCCGCUAG